Microsporum canis CBS 113480 is the source of this 1251-nucleotide messenger RNA. RefSeq names its product carboxypeptidase A4. The transcript is spliced from 6 exons. Lineage: Eukaryota; Fungi; Ascomycota; Eurotiomycetes; Onygenales; Arthrodermataceae. The coding region runs from base 1 to 1251 and encodes 416 amino acids. Gene Ontology annotation, molecular function: metallocarboxypeptidase activity; zinc ion binding. The record is from RefSeq and is a predicted model, not a curated record. Gene Ontology annotation, biological process: proteolysis.
AUGCAACCUUUAUUGGUACUUGCCACACUGCUCGGCUCAGCCUUGGCUGGCACAAUCCCAUUGCAGAGUGCCAACUACCAUGGAUACAAGGUCGUGCGCCUCUCUGGAGAGGACACCAGCAAGAUCUCUCAUAUUGUCUCCCAGUUGGGAUUGGAGACUUGGAAAUUCCCCAAGUCUGCCAACGCCAAUGUCGACAUCGUCGUUCCCCCAAAGAAGAUUGCCGAGUUUGAGAAGAUGUCUCAUGCAGCCGGCCUCAAAAAGCAAAUUAUGCAUGAGGACCUAGGAAGAUCUAUUGCAUCCGAGAUGUCCUUCCGCCCUUACUCCUACGGUGGUGCAAAUGACACCUGGUUCCAAUCGUAUCACAAAUAUGAGGAUCACUUGAAGUUCAUGAAAGACUUCCAGUCUGCUCAUGCCGAAAACACCGAGAUUGUUACCUCUGGAAAGUCUCAUGAAGGCCGUGAUAUUACCGGUGUUCAUGUUUGGGGUAGCGGCGGAAAAGGGUCUAAGCCAGCCGUUGUUUUCCAUGGAACCGUCCAUGCUCGUGAAUGGAUCACCACUAUGACCGUCGAGUAUAUUCUCAACCAACUCUUGGAGGACAAAGAAGCCGGAGCUGCUCUCCUUGAUAAAUACGACUUCUACAUCUUCCCAAUCACAAACCCUGACGGCUUUGUUUUCUCCACUGAUCAUGACCGUAUGUGGCGCAAGAACCGUGAGCAGAAUGAGAAAGGCUGCUAUGGAACUGAUCUGAACCGUAACUGGCCUUAUGAAUGGGAUGGCGACGGUUCCACCACCGACCCAUGCUCUGAGACCUACCGGGGACCAUCUCCCGGAUCCGCCCCUGAGACCAAGGCUAGCACCAGCUUCAUCAAGGGCCUUGCCGACGGAGCGGGUGUCAAGAUGUUCGUUGACUGGCACUCGUACUCCCAGCUCUUCAUGACCCCCUACGGAUACAGCUGCUCUGCGCGCGCACCAAACGACGAUGUCCUCCAGGAGAUGGCAAGCUCCUUUGCUGAUGCCGUCAAGGCUGUUCACGGAACCAGCUUUACUACUGGCCCUAUUUGCAGCACCAUCUACCAAGCCAACGGUAACUCCGUCGACUGGGUCGUUGAUGAGAUCAAGGGCGAAACUGCCUUCGCUGCUGAGCUCCGUGACACUGGUAUGCACGGUUUCGUCCUCCCUCCCGACCAGAUCAUCCCAAGUGGCGAAGAGACCUGGGCCGGUGUCAAGGCCAUGUUUAGCAAGUUGAAAUAA